UUUUUUCUCUCUCUCUCUUUAUCUCGAUAUAGAUCAUCAUCAUUGUUGUUGUUGUUUGAAAUUUUAUUAAUUGAAAAAUUGUUUGCAAUUGUAAAUAUACACAAUGUCCAGUCAAAUGUUUGCUCAACAAUCACCUGUACGACAAUAUCUGCCAUGGAUUUGUACAUCAUUGGCUAUUGGUUAUGCAGCUUACAUACAUUGGCGUUCACGUUGUCAACGAAAAAAAAUACAAAUAAAUUCGGAUAAAAAACAUGCACGAAGUUGUGAGGUUAAUAUUGAUGAUAUUGAUCGAAAUCGAAAACCAGUGAAUAAUGAAAUGGUUUCGGGUGAAAUUAAUUUUGAUGAAUAUGAAGAAUAUCUAAUUGAAAUCGAUGAAGAAGAAGAAGAACAAGAACAAGAUGAAGAAUUGGAUGCUGAUUUAAAUUCGAAUAACAACGAACAACUAGAAAUAAAUCAAAACAUUAACGUUGAUAAUAUUGUAAAAGAAGUUAAAUUUGAUGAUAAAAUUAUUCAAAUUGAACCAAAAUUAUUGAAAGAACGUCGUGAAUCUACAGAAAUCAGUUUGAUUCAUCAAUCAAAUAUUGUUGACCGUAAACAUCAACAAAAACAAUCAACACAACCAUUAAAACGUAAACGUUAUAGUUUAAAAGGAGAUAUAGAUGAUCUUGCAUUUGAUAUAUUUUGUUUUGAUGAAAUGCCUACCGUUCGACAAGAAUUUAUUGAUAACAAAAUCAUUGAUGAUGAUGAUGAUGAUGAUUUGAAUGAAGCAAUUCUUGAUGAAUUAUUACGACGAUGGCGUCAUCUAUCAACCGAUUUGAAAGAAGAAUAUCUUUCAAAAGCAGUAUCAGAAUCAUCAAAAAAGAAAAUUUCCUAUUGUCGUUGUUGGAAAUCGGAAACAUUUCCACUUUGUGAUGGUGGUCAUAAAUGUCAUAAUCGUGAAAAUGAUGAUAGUGUUGGUCCAUUGAAUCUUGUAUGGCGUGAUGAUAAUGUUGUUGAAUCUGGUGAUGCAACAACAACACAGGCUGCUACCGAUCCAACACGUCAAACCGAAUCAAAAUCACCAAUCAACGAUCCAGAUAUGGAUAUUAAAUCUAUUGAUUCAUUAGAAAGUGAUCAUUCACCAAUAUUAGGUGUUUCGGGUUCAGCUAACGGUUCAAAUGGAAGUGAUGAUUUUGAUGAUCAAUUGGUUAAAAUUGAUAGUAAUGCUGCUGCUGGAUCAUCAUCAUCAUCGAACAACAAAAAUAAUGCUGAUGUAACAACAACUACAUCCACACCAAAUAGAUCAUCAAAUAUGAAUGAUGAUGAUGGUCAUCAUAACAAUAAUACAAAUAAUAAUAGUAAUAAUUUAACGGAUGAACAAUUAAGUUCAUUGGAAAUGAUUGAUGAUGAUAAUAAUUUUACUACAGUCAAUAAUGAUAAUGAUGGUCAACAACAACAAUCCACACCAUAGCAUUUUUUGUUUUAU
Messenger RNA from Dermatophagoides pteronyssinus (European house dust mite), 1465 nucleotides. RefSeq lists its product as uncharacterized. Gene Ontology annotation, molecular function: 2 iron, 2 sulfur cluster binding. The record is from RefSeq and is a predicted model, not a curated record. NCBI's taxonomy places the organism in Eukaryota, Metazoa, Arthropoda, Arachnida, Sarcoptiformes, Pyroglyphidae. Gene Ontology annotation, biological process: regulation of autophagy. Gene Ontology annotation, cellular component: intracellular membrane-bounded organelle; mitochondrial outer membrane.